AUGUCCAUCAAUGUGUUAAUGAAGUACCUUUGGUCUAUAGAACUUGGUUGGGAUGACAACAUACCACAAGAAGCAGCAGAGGCUUGGACACGUUAUCACCAGGAGUUGCCAGAGUUGUCGUCGAUCCGAGUUCCCCGCCGAGUGACCAGUAACAACGGGAAAUAUGAGUUGCACGGUUUUUCCGAUAGUUCCGAAGCAGCAUAUGCCGCGGUGAUAUACCUACGUGUCGUGGCGCCCAACAGUUCAGCAAAAUGUUUUAUGUUAAUGGGUAAAUCGAAAGUCGCCCCAUCAAAACGGAUCACGAUUCCAAGAUUGGAGCUCUGCGGCGCAUGGUUAUUAGCCCGAUUAUUACAUUUUGUGCGCAAAAACCUAACUAGAAUCAAUAUCGAAAGGGUGAUAGCUUGGUCUGAUUCUACGGUGGCCCUGGCAUGGAUACAGGCGCAAACAGCGCAAUUGAAGACAUUCGUAGCGAAUAGAGUAGCACAAAUACAGCAAACAACGACACCAGACAUGUGGAGACAUGUGCCAACGAAGGAGAACCCGGCUGACUGUGCAUCGAGGGGACUGUCGCCGAAAGAACUCGCCAAUCACGUUCAAUGGUGGAUGGGACCGACUUUUCUCAGAAUGUCAGAAGAAUAUUGGCCAUCCGCAGAAGCAAGGAUGUCGACAGAUGAAUCGCGCGAGGAGCAACUUGAGACGAAGGUAAUCACGCUGAUUACGACCGAAACCUUGACUGAAUGUCCAUUACUGUACCAAUCGGACAGUUGGACAAAAAUGACGCGCUUGACUUGCUAUUGGCUGCGAGUACGUAAGCGUCUCCGCAACCAAGAAAUUCCGGACCGUCAGACACCACCCAAUUACGCUGAGAUAGAUGAAGCUAUACGGGCAUUGGUGCAGUGGACACAACGAGUGUAUUUUUCCGAUGAUCUCAACAAUUUGAAGCAGAACCGAUCAUGUUCCUCUAAACUGCGAAAGCUGGCCCCAUUUCUAGAUGGCGCGAAUGUGAUAAGAGUGGGUGGACGUUUACAGCGUGCAGAUUUACCUUUUGAAGCAAAAUGUCCAAUUCUACUACCUAAAGAAGCACGGAUGACUAGGCUGUUGAUCGACCAGGUACAUAGAAGCAAUGGACACCCAGGUGCACAAACCGUACAGAACAUUAUACGGCAACAAUAUUGGAUAUUGUCGGCAAGAAGUGUUAUCCGAAGACAACUCCACCGUUGUAUACCAUGUUUCAGAGCACUACCUCGCGCUCCUCAGCCGCUCAUGGGAGAUCUGCCACAACAGCGCCUUGAACAAAUCAAACCAUUCGGCAAAGUGGUGUUGAUUUUGCGGGACCAUUCGACGUAA
Messenger RNA from Aphis gossypii (cotton aphid), 1347 nucleotides. RefSeq lists its product as uncharacterized. Lineage: Eukaryota; Metazoa; Arthropoda; Insecta; Hemiptera; Aphididae. The record is from RefSeq and is a predicted model, not a curated record. The coding region runs from base 1 to 1347 and encodes 448 amino acids. The transcript has a single exon.